AUGGAGGAGGUGUCGGCAGUCCUGGCCAAAAUGCAGCCAGAGCUCAUCUGUCCCGUCUGCCUGGACUACCUCAAUAACCCCAUCACCAUCGACUGCAGCCACAACUUCUGCGACUCCUGCAUCCGCACGUCAUGGAAGGACCUGCAGGACAGAUUCCCUUGUCCUGUGUGCCGGCGGACCGUUCAGGAGAUUCGCGUCAGUGGCAACGCCCAGCUGGGCAGGCUGGUGGACCUGGUCAAGCUCCUACAUAGCUCUGGGAGUAGCAAUAUGGUGCGGGCAGAGGAGCGCAGGUGUGAGGAGCACAGGCAGGGAGUGAGCCUCUUCUGCGAGGAAGACCAGGAGCCGGUGUGUCCCCUGUGCGCCCAGGGCCCUGUCCACCAGGGCCACCAUGUCAGGCCCCUGGAGGAGGUUGCACAUCAGUACAGACAGAGGCUCGGCGGCUUCAUCGAGUCCCUGAAGACACAGCUGGCAAAGGUGGAGAAGCUCUUAGCUAUCCAAGAGAGAAAGCUCCUGCAGCUGAGAGAGGAGGUAAGAAUGCAUAACAGUCAGUUGGCCUCGGAAUUUGAGCAAGUCACUCAGUUUGUGGAGCGUGAGCAAGAGGCGGCCCUCUGCAGGCUGGCCGAAGAGGACAAACGCCUGCAGCAGCAGUUCAGGGCCAACGUCGCUCUUUACUCAGACCAUAUCUCAAUGCUGAAAGACCUCAGAAGGGAGGUGGCCGAGCGGAGUGUGAUGUCCAAGGAGAUGGUGCUGAGGGGCGUGAGGGGACUGCAGCAGCGCUGGGCAGGCCUGCAGCUCCCAGCCGUGCAGCCCCUGCGUUUCAGGCCGGUGGCCUACAGCCUCCCUCCUCUGUGCUCAGCGCUCAGCAGCAUCAUCCGGAGAUUCCGAGAGAGCAUCAGCCUGGACCCAGACACGGCCCACCCCAGCCUGUGCGUGUCCCAGGACCUCCACUCAGUGACAUACGUGAGGGAGAGGCCCAAAGGGGAUGGGGAUUCCGGGCCCUGGGACUACACUGCACCGUUGGUGGUCCUUGGCCGGGAGGGCUUCACCUCUGGCCGCCACUACUGGGAGGUGCAGGUGGGCGCCAAGCCCGAGUGGGCCGUGGGUGUGUGCAGCGUCGCCCCUUCGGCCGGGGCCUCGCAUCCCCUGGUGGCUCCCAAGAGAUGCUGGACGCUGCACCUGCAGGACGGCGACUACCUGGCCGUGAGCGCGUGGGCCGUGCCUCUGGCUCUCAGGGACCAGCCCAAGUCCAUCGGCGUUUACCUGGACUGGGAGCUGGGCCAGCUUUCCUUCUACAACGCUGAUGACAGGUCUCAUCUGCACUCGUUCACGGAGCCCUUUGCUCAGGAGCUCAAGCCGUACUUCCGUGUGGGGCGCGACAGCGCCCCUCUGUCCGUGAGCGUAGGGAGGGUUUAA
Molecule: messenger RNA, 1413 nt
Organism: Sorex fumeus (smoky shrew)
Lineage: Eukaryota; Metazoa; Chordata; Mammalia; Eulipotyphla; Soricidae
Product: tripartite motif-containing protein 75-like
Exons: 1
Coding region: 1-1413 (470 amino acids)
Molecular function (GO): zinc ion binding; protein binding
Source: RefSeq, a predicted model, not a curated record